AUGGCGGUGUUACGAGGUUGGAUUUAUACAGUAUUUUUUAUAUUGACAGCAAACGCAGUAUGGGGUCACAUACCGUAUUACAACUCUGCCGAGCCCGAUACGCCAAUUUACGUGAGCGGUGUCCCUGGGGUCAAAAUGAGUUCUGAGACUGCUGCUGACCGCCUCAAAGCCGUGCGAGAAGUUAUGGAAGCAAUGAGAGUCGACGCCUACAUUGUACCUACCGCAGACGCUCAUAAUUCCCAGUACAUAUCGCCAGCGGAUGCCCGUAGAGAGUGGCUGUCUGGUCUCCGUGGAUCCUCGGGAACAGCACUGGUGACUGCCAACGAGGCCCUGGUGUGGACUGAUGCGAGAUACUGGACGCAAUUCGAGGAAGAGGUCGAUGGAACCCUGUGGAAGCUGAUGAGGCAAGGAGUGGACGCAUCUCUACAGCAAUGGUUGGUCACCAACAUGCGACCCAACACUGUAGUUGCUGUAGAUCCUACUACGUACACCAGGAGCGCUUGGAACACUCUAGAAGCAGCCUUAAACGCAGUCAACGUGAAUUUAUUGGCGAUCUACGAUAACUUAGUAGAUGAGGCUCGGAGGCACCUGAGUGACGGACCUCCGGAGAGGUCCAACGACUCUCUCAUCCCCCUCCCUAUAAAAUAUAGUGGACAACGGGCGUCUACGAAGAUUUCAGAAUUAUUAGUGCAAAUGCAAGGAAGAGGUGCCACCAUGUUGCUUCUAACAGCAUUAGACGAUAUCGCAUAUACCCUCAACCUGCGCGGUUCUGAUAUACCGUAUAAUCCAGUCUUCUUCUCUUAUUUACUCAUCAGAAGACUUUCCGUUGUUGAUCCAACGCCCGUAGCAGUCGAAUUAUUUUGGGGUGAUGGAGUUUUGGCAGCUGAUGUCCAGAAUCAUCUAACUCGAGAGGGCGUAGUUUUUACAUGUAGACCUUACGAAGACAUUUUUGAUUACCUCAGAGGUUUGUCUAAUAUCAUUGGCGCUCAAAGCACUAUUUGGUUGUCCGAUGAAGCCAGUCACGCCAUUUUAUUGGCUAUAGAGACGAGUACGGUUCGUACAUUAACUACAUCUAUAUCUCCGGUUGCGUUGAAAAAAUGCGUGAAAAAUGACGUCGAACUCGAGGGAUUCCGUUUAGCCCACAUAAAGGAUGGCGUAGCAGUCGUUCGGGCCUUACAUUGGGUCGAGACACAGGUCAACUCUGGAGUCAACAUCACGGAGAUGGACUUGUCAAACAAAUUAGUAGAUUUUAGAAGCGAUGAAGAACAUUUCAUGGGUCCCUCGUUCUCCACGAUAGCUGGGGCUGGCAGUAACGGUGCCAUCAUACACUACAGUCCACAGAGUACUGGUCCACAGAGGGUCAUCAGACCUGAUGACAUGCUGCUCCUAGAUUCCGGUGGACAGUAUUUCGAGGGCACCACAGAUAUAACGAGAACCCGUCACAUGUCUGCCAGCCCCACAGCUGAGCAGCGACUCACGUUCACACGAGUGCUUAAAGGACAGAUCAACUUGGCUACGACCAUUGUACCGAGAGGGACUUUGGGUAACGUAAUAGAGGUAUUAGCUCGCAAAUUCCUAUGGGAUGUGGGUCUGAACUAUGGCCAUGGUACAGGCCACGGAGUCGGGCACUUCUUAAAUGUCCACGAAGGUCCGAUCUGGAUCUUAAGUGGACCUACUGCUGACGACCCUGGUAUUGCUCCUAAGAUGAUUUACAGCAAUGAGCCCGGGUACUAUGAAGUUGGAGAAUAUGGUAUCCGUCAUGAAGAUUUAGUGGAAACUAUUGAGAUGAGCACAGAAUCCGAUCAUAUUCAUGCUUCAGGACUAGUAGGUGACUUUGCUGGUCGUGGUGCAGUUGGCUUCCACACAAUAUCCUUGGCACCUCACCAGGUUGCCUGCUUGGAUGUAGAUCUCCUAACUGAUUUUGAGAUUAAAUACCUAAACGAUUAUCAUGAACGUGUCUUCAAAACGCUGGGUCCUAUUUUACAAGAACGCAAUUUAACAGACGUUUAUGAUUGGUUGGAAAAGGAAUGCGCGCCAAUCAAACGAGAUGACAAGAGCGCCGCCAUGUUUGUAAAAUCGACUCCGUUUUUGGCGGGAAUAAGCGCAAUUGUUAUUUGGUUAGGUUACUAUUAA
Molecule: messenger RNA, 2133 nt
Organism: Spodoptera littoralis (African cotton leafworm)
Lineage: Eukaryota; Metazoa; Arthropoda; Insecta; Lepidoptera; Noctuidae
Source: the annotation of a GenBank genome assembly